AUGGAACUAGGCAACCGCGAGACGUCAGUGGAAGAUGAGGGGAAGGGGAAGGGGAAGGGGAAGGGGAAGGAGAAGGGGAAGGGGAAGGAGGAGAAGAAGAAGGAGAAGGAGAAGAAGGAGAUGGAGAAGAAGAAGGAGGAGGAGAAGGAGAAGAAGGGGAAGAAGCCUGUGGCUGUAAAGGCCGAAACCACCAGCCGCAAACGCCAGCGCCCCGCAGAGGAUGAAGGGGAGCCGGGCCUCUUAAUCAAACAGCUCAGCAAGGCCAAGCAGAAGGAGCGGGAGGAGAGUGUCGAGGUCAUAGACCUCAAAGAUAUGGAGAUUGCUCAUUUGCGGGCGGAGAACGCGGCCUUAAAGGCCAAAGUCAAGAAUAUCGGGCGCCUCCUAGAGGCAGCGGUUGAUAUGGUGAAGGAGUAG
This is a messenger RNA of Histoplasma mississippiense, 414 nucleotides long. RefSeq lists its product with no specific name. The transcript has a single exon. The record is from RefSeq and is a predicted model, not a curated record. Bases 1 to 414 code for a protein of 137 amino acids. NCBI's taxonomy places the organism in Eukaryota, Fungi, Ascomycota, Eurotiomycetes, Onygenales, Ajellomycetaceae.